Orycteropus afer afer is the source of this 2607-nucleotide messenger RNA. It is a transcript of the gene CDH7, whose product is annotated as cadherin 7. Lineage: Eukaryota; Metazoa; Chordata; Mammalia; Tubulidentata; Orycteropodidae. Gene Ontology annotation, molecular function: calcium ion binding; cadherin binding. Gene Ontology annotation, cellular component: plasma membrane; adherens junction; catenin complex. Gene Ontology annotation, biological process: calcium-dependent cell-cell adhesion; adherens junction organization; homophilic cell-cell adhesion. The record is from RefSeq and is a predicted model, not a curated record.
AGGUACCUAUUACACCAUUCUUUGGUGAAGACUACUCAGCAGUGGUGACCUCUUCCAAUCAAACACUCUACAAAUUAUUAUUUGGGGACGUCCAGCAGACACCCUGCCGGAGGCAAGCACUACUAAGCCAACUGGAACUGGGCCUUUUCUCUUGUCAAGGUUUUUUUCUUACACAGGAAAACGAAAGAAAGAAAACAAAAGAUGAAGUUGGGCAGAGUGGAGUUCUGCCGUUUUCUGCAGCUUGUAGCUCUUUUCCUGUGCUUUUCUGGGAUGGGCCACGCAGAGCUCUCGAAGUCCAGCUCCAAGCCUUAUUUCCAGUCAGGGAGGUUGCGGACCAAGCGCAGCUGGGUGUGGAAUCAGUUCUUUGUGCUGGAGGAGUACAUGGGUUCCGACCCCCUCUAUGUAGGAAAGCUUCACUCUGAUGUUGAUAAAGGAGAUGGUUCCAUCAAAUACAUCUUGUCAGGCGAAGGGGCGAGUUCCAUUUUCAUUAUUGAUGAGAACACGGGGGACAUUCAUGCCACCAAGAGGCUGGACCGGGAGGAGCAGGCCUACUACACGCUGAGAGCGCAGGCCCUGGACAGGCUCACCAACAAGCCCGUGGAGCCGGAAUCGGAGUUUGUCAUCAAGAUCCAGGACAUCAAUGACAAUGAGCCCAAGUUUCUCGAUGGGCCCUACACUGCAGGGGUUCCGGAAAUGUCUCCUGUGGGGACCUCCGUGGUACAAGUCACCGCAACGGAUGCUGAUGAUCCCACCUACGGUAACAGUGCCCGAGUGGUCUACAGCAUUUUACAAGGACAGCCGUACUUUUCAGUGGAACCAAAGACAGGAGUCAUCAAGACUGCCCUUCCCAACAUGGACAGAGAGGCUAAAGACCAGUAUUUGCUUGUUAUUCAGGCAAAAGAUAUGGUUGGUCAAAAUGGAGGACUGUCAGGCACUACGUCCGUCACUGUGACCCUCACUGAUGUCAACGACAACCCACCUCGUUUUCCACGAAGGUCCUACCAAUACAACGUCCCAGAAUCAUUGCCUGUGGCUUCAGUGGUAGCCAGAAUCAAAGCUGCUGAUGCAGACAUAGGCGCUAAUGCAGAGAUGGAGUACAAAAUUGUGGAUGGUGAUGGAUUAGGGAUUUUCAAGAUUGCCGUUGACAAAGAUACACAAGAAGGAAUCAUUACUAUACAGAAGGAACUGGACUUUGAAACCAAAACAAGUUACACACUCCGGAUCGAAGCUGCAAAUAAAGAUGCUGACCCUCGCUUCCUGAGUCUGGGGCCGUUCAGUGACACGACAACUGUGAAGAUAAUUGUGGAGGAUGUGGAUGAGCCCCCCGUGUUUUCCUCCCCCCUGUACCCCAUGGAAGUGUCAGAAGCCACCCAGGUUGGGAAUAUCAUCGGCACUGUGACGGCUCACGACCCAGAUUCCUCCAACAGCCCUGUGAGGUAUUCAAUUGACAGAAACACAGACUUGGAGAGAUAUUUUAAUAUCGACGCCAACAGCGGAGUUAUUACAACUGCCAAAUCUCUGGAUCGAGAGACCAGUGCUGUUCAUAACAUCACAGUCCUCGCGAUGGAGAGCCAGAACCCAUCUCAAGUAGGGAGAGGCUAUGUGGCCAUCACCAUACUCGACAUCAAUGACAAUGCCCCUGAGUUUGCCAUGGAUUAUGAGACCACCGUGUGUGAAAAUGCCCAGCCAGGCCAGGUUAUCCAGAAAAUCAGUGCGGUGGAUAGAGAUGAGCCGUCCAAUGGACACCAGUUCUACUUCAGCUUAACGACUGAUGCAACAAACAACCACAACUUUUCACUGAAAGAUAACAAAGACAACACAGCCUCGGUACUUACCCGGAGAAAUGGCUUCCGGAGACAGGAGCAAUCCGUUUACUACCUGCCGAUCUUCAUCGUGGACAGUGGCUCACCUUCCCUUAGCAGCACCAACACCCUCACCAUCCGGGUGUGUGACUGUGAUGCGGAUGGCAUCGCCCAGACGUGCAAUGCAGAGGCCUAUGUCCUGCCCGCUGGCCUUAGCACCGGAGCCCUGCUUGCCAUCCUGGCCUGUGUCUUGACAUUACUGGUGUUGAUUCUCCUCAUUGUCACUAUGAGAAGACGGAAAAAAGAGCCCCUCAUUUUCGACGAGGAGAGGGACAUCAGAGAAAACAUCGUCCGAUACGACGACGAGGGCGGCGGGGAGGAAGACACGGAAGCGUUUGACAUGGCCGCCCUGAGAAACCUCAACGUCAUCCGGGACACCAAGACCCGCAGAGACGUGACUCCGGAAAUUCAGUUCCUGAGCCGACCCACGUUGAAGAGCAUCCCGGAUAACGUCAUCUUCCGGGAGUUUAUUUGGGAGAGACUGAAAGAAGCCGACGUGGAUCCCGGAGCGCCCCCGUAUGACUCUUUGCAGACAUAUGCCUUUGAAGGAAAUGGCUCGGUGGCCGAGUCCCUCAGCUCUUUGGAUUCCAUCAGCUCAAACUCUGAUCAGAAUUACGAUUACCUCAGUGACUGGGGGCCUCGCUUCAAACGGCUGGCCGACAUGUAUGGAACUGGCCAGGAGAGUUUGUACUCAUAGCCUUGGAACCUGCCUUUGAUGUACUGAUGGCAAAGUACAAGUAAAAGC